GGACGACCCGGUGCUGAGGCGCCUGGAGUACUUCUGCAUCGCCUGGUUCAGCUUCGAGGUGUCCUCGCGCCUCCUGCUGGCGCCCAGCCCGCGUAACUUCUUCUGCCACCCGCUCAACCUCAUCGACAUCGUGUCCGUGCUGCCUUUCUAUCUCACGCUGAUGGCUGGUGCGGCGCUCGGCGACCAGGGAGGUGCGGGCGGCGAGGAUCUCGGUGACCUGGGCAAGGUGGUGCAGGUGUUCCGCCUCAUGCGCAUCUUCCGCGUGCUCAAGUUGGCGCGCCACUCCACCGGGCUGCGCUCACUGGGCGCCACACUCAAGCACAGCUACCGUGAGGUGGGCAUCUUACUGCUGUACCUGGCCGUGGGUGUGUCAGUGUUCUCCGGUGUGGCCUACACAGCUGAGAAGGAGGAGGACGUGGGCUUUGACACCAUCCCAGCCUGCUGGUGGUGGGGCACAGUGAGCAUGACCACCGUGGGCUAUGGGGAUGUGGUGCCAGUGACGGUGGCCGGCAAGCUGGCAGCCUCGGGCUGCAUCCUAGGGGGCAUCCUGGUGGUAGCGCUCCCCAUCACCAUCAUCUUCAAUAAGUUCUCUCACUUCUACCGGCGCCAGAAGGCUCUGGAAGCCGCAGUGCGCAACAGUGGCCACCAGGAGUUUGAAGACUUGCUGAGCAGUGUUGAUGGGGUGUCGGAGGGGUCUCUGGAAACAUCCCGAGAGACCUCCCAGGAGGGAAGGUCUGCAGACCUGGGGACCCAGGCCCCCAGUGAGCCUCCAAACUCUAAGAUUUAUUAAAACCAGGGCUCCAUGUUUCCCUUCCCACACCCUACACUCAGCUACAACAGAGCAGAGACCCGUCCCCUGCUGAAGUUCUUCGUGGUGGCCUGACCGCUCAGGGUCACUCCCUGGCCUGAGAAUCGACACCCAGAAGCUGGGUCCCUUCCUCCAAAGGCUCAGGGAAGGACAGUGUUACCCUAGAUUAUGUGAGCUUGAAGAGCGACCCAGAGACCUUUAUAAACAAACCUCCAAGCCAUCUGGGAAGCAGCAUGAGCCAGAGGGAGAGUCGAAAGGAUGCUAACAAUUCCUUGCCACCUGCUCUUAGCUAGAUCACAUAUGGCCCUAUGUUGGAGGAUGAGAAUCAACCCCAUUUCACAGAUGAGGAAACUAAGGCUCAGAGAGGUGCAAUGACUUGCUCAGAUGGCAUGCAACUAGAAGUGGUUGGGUCAAGUUUGGAAUCCAUGCUUGUUGGUCUGCCAAUAGUGUUUCUUCCACUCUGUCUUCCCUCACGAAGCUUGUGUAGGGUUUUAGUAAGUUUAUGGGCCCUUAGGGUUGAUCUACUUAGAUUUCUCUGUCAGAGCUAGGGAAAGGAUGAGACGGGAUUCAGAUGUAGGAGCCCUGGACCUCACUCGUGGUUCUUUUCCAGGAGCUUCCAAAAGGACUCAGCUCCCUAAGAUGAGGCCUGAGAGGAAGAGGGAGCUGCCUCCUUAGAUGAUGUGCAAGAUUUGCGAAGCAAUACCUGUAGCUUCCUCCCCGGGCUGGCUUGAGAUACAGAAAAGGGGCCCUGGCCUGAGGCCUGAAGUCUAGAUCUAGUCCUACUGGAACCUGAUUUGUGAAGUGGGCAAGUCCCUGCCCCAUCUCCAGGUUUCAGCCCAUCUGUGAAAUGGUCACAGUCUGG
Molecule: messenger RNA, 1670 nt
Organism: Myotis brandtii (Brandt's bat)
Lineage: Eukaryota; Metazoa; Chordata; Mammalia; Chiroptera; Vespertilionidae
Gene: KCNS1
Product: potassium voltage-gated channel, modifier subfamily S, member 1
Exons: 2
Coding region: 161-790 (209 amino acids)
Biological process (GO): potassium ion transmembrane transport; regulation of delayed rectifier potassium channel activity
Cellular component (GO): membrane; voltage-gated potassium channel complex
Molecular function (GO): delayed rectifier potassium channel activity
Source: RefSeq, a predicted model, not a curated record